Molecule: messenger RNA, 9020 nt
Organism: Orussus abietinus
Lineage: Eukaryota; Metazoa; Arthropoda; Insecta; Hymenoptera; Orussidae
Product: cyclin-T
Exons: 8
Coding region: 1103-4990 (1295 amino acids)
Biological process (GO): positive regulation of DNA-templated transcription, elongation; regulation of transcription by RNA polymerase II
Cellular component (GO): cyclin/CDK positive transcription elongation factor complex; nucleus
Molecular function (GO): cyclin-dependent protein serine/threonine kinase activator activity
Source: RefSeq, a predicted model, not a curated record
AGGUGGCACGGUCGCGUCGGAUCCGAGCGCGUCGGUUUGCGCUAACCUGUCACGUGACCCUCUCCGCGCUCGCAUGUGCCGUACGCUCCUUGACGUCACGUCCGGAUAUUCGAAGCUGCUUUGUAAGGAACACGCGAGUCAUGCUUCGGUGAGAACCUGCGCGAUUUUUGAAGGAAAAUGAAUUUCCUCGAGAUUUUAACUCGUUGAGUAAUAUGUUUUUAUUGGUUUGAUGCGCGGGGGGUAGAAGGGGUAUUUUUUUCGAAGCUAACUUCAGAGACGUAGAGUUUGAGUUAGCUUAACGACCCUCCGAGUGAUCGAGCGUUUGCGAGAGGAGAGCGUAACGGUAGUCUCAAUUAUUUAGUUAACUCGUUUAGGAGUUAAUAAGCGAUGGAGCGCGAUGGUUAAUUAGAAUAUAUUUUUGUAUGGAACAGUGCUUUCCUACUUGGCUUCAUACAUUUUCUAUGUAAUAAAUGCAGUUUCAAAGUUGUCGCAUUCUAAUGGAUGUAUCACUCGGAAGCUUAGAUGUUACAUGUGUAUUAGUCUCGAAUCAUCGCUUCUUACAAGAUUUUUAUUGAAAGAAUAAUACGUACGAAGUACGACCUAUUAUGUAGAAUUUAUUUCAACGUUUAGUCAACCUCCCGAACCAUCGCUUAACAUUAAUUAUACAAGGAUUGUGUAAAUGAUCGCAACGUAAUAUCUAGAUCGUUCCAUGAUCGAUAACACCCGCUGUGACGGGUUAAAUCUCCCGCUGUCCGUUCAGUUUGAUAGGUUUGGAAUCGAUUCAAAAUGGCGAAGCUGGUUGAAAAAUGAAGCAGGCGGUCUUAUCGACGGAGCAGACUAGAGGACCGUGAGACGGUCGCUGCCCAUUGGUCGAGUUCCGGUGAGUCGGCGCGGCCAAGGCAGGCGAUUGGUCGAGGUGGCCGCCAUCUUGGACCCGGGGCACCACCUAGCGGUCGGCGUCGCUAAGCUCGGUCGAAGCAAGCUUGGUUAGACCGGUCGAGUUGACGCUCGGAGUGCGCGUCGCGGCGUCGGCGACCGACGUUCCUUCCCACCGCCGUGAAGUGCCACCCGAGUACCGCCGUGUACACAGAUUUAUAUAUAAAUGGCGGCUGACGAAAAAUGGUACUUUACGAAGGAACAGCUUGCGAACACGCCGAGCAGAAAAUGCGGCAUCGACGCGGACAAGGAGCUCAGCUACCGGCAGCAGGCAGCCAAUUUCAUCCAAGACAUGGGACAACGACUCGUGGUAUCCCAGCUGUGCAUCAACACAGCGAUAGUGUACAUGCAUCGGUUCUACGUAUUCCACUCGCUGUCCCAGUUCCACAGGAAUGCAAUUGCAGCUGCUGCAUUGUUCCUCGCUGCAAAAGUCGAGGAGCAACCACGGAAGCUGGAGCAUGUCAUCAAGGUGGCGCACAUGUGCCUCCACCGAGACCAGACAACACCUGACCCCAAGUCCGAGCAAUACCUCGAACAAGCUCAAGACUUGGUAUUCAAUGAGAAUGUCUUGCUGCAAACUUUGGGGUUUGACGUAGCCAUCGAUCAUCCCCACACACACGUUGUCAGGUGUUGUCACCUGGUUAAAGCGAGCAAGGACUUAGCCCAGACUUCGUACUUCAUGGCAUCAAACAGUUUACACUUAACGACGAUGUGUCUGCAGUAUAAACCUACAGUAGUUGCUUGCUUCUGCAUUCACCUAGCCUGCAAAUGGUCCAAUUGGGAGAUACCGCAGAGCAACGAAGGGAAGCAAUGGUUCUGGUACGUCGACCGAACAGUGACUGCGGAGCAGUUGCAACAGCUCACCGCAGAAUUCCUCCACAUAUUCGACAAAUGCCCUUCGAGGCUCAAGAGGAAAAUCAUGAGUAUAUCUGCGAACCAGAGCCCUAGUAUCAGCCAUCCAAGCCUGCCAAACUCACCCUUCGACGCAGAACCGAGGAAAGUUCAAUCGCCGGCCGCUGUCACCGAUGGGGCUCUGAUGUUUCAGUCGAGCCGUCCCCACCACAUGGACAAGCAGGACGAGAAGAAGGCUUCCUCUUCGGUGCCAAGGCCUCCGGUGGACUACCGGGAGUACCGCGAGAAGAAGGAGAGGGAACGCCUCGAGAGGGAAAAAGCUGCCGGUGUGACUGCCGCGACGGUGCAGCCUCAUCCUCAGGAACCCGCGAAGCAUCACUCGCAUCACCACAAAACGGUCGUAGGGGUGGCGAACAAGCAUCCGGGUUCGACCGGCCAGAAGUCGGCACCGCAUCACAAUCAUCAUCACCGACCAGAGCUGAAGAUGGGUCAGGCGGUGACGCAGAGGCACUCCGGAGGGGGUCAGCAAAGGGAUCCUAACAGGGAUCCCAGCAGGGACCCCAACAGGGAUCCGAAUCGACCCAGGACUACCAGGGACUUCAAUUCGAGUAGCGGCACCAGCGGUGGUACCGUGUAUUCUCACUCGAGUCAUUCCGGGGUCCACCAGCCGAAAGUGGAUGUCAUGCCGGAGCCAUGUUCGAACGACUCGCUGAGCAUCAAGUCCGACUCUGGACAGAGCCAGGAACUGGUGGUCGCCCCUCAGGAGAAGCUUAGCAAUAACAACCACAGCAUGCACAGACUGAGUAAUGCCGAGUGCAAGCACCAGCCGCACGAGAAGAGGCCCUACGACCUGGCGUCGAGGCACAAGCCUCUGGAGCACAGGAAGGAGGGCGAGCAGAAACUCUACGGGAAGUACUCGGAGCCCUCGAGGAUGGAGCGGAACCCGCGCAAACCGGUGGACAGUCUCGAGCAGAGGAGCGAGGAGGUCAGGAAGCUCAUCGAGAAGCCUCUACCGCCCCCGAAACCUCGGCCAGAGGUGCAGAAAGAGGAGUACAUGGUGAACAUGCUGAAGCAGUCGCACCAUUCCAAGAUGAGCCAGUCGGAAAAGCAGACCGGGGUCGCCGGUUCGGUGCCGGGGGAGCCGAAGGUCGGUUCCGCAGGCCCCACCUCGUUCUGCAAGGAGAAGUCACCCACGGUCCUGCUGUCGAGGCUUCCCCUGCAGAAGAUCUCCACGAGCCAGCAUUCCGCCCACGGAGUCUCACAGAUCCUGAAGGACACGAUAAAGAACGGGAACCCCUCCGGGUCCUCGGCGUCGUUGAACAACGUCGACGACCCGAAAGCCGAGAAGAGGCCUCGACACGAAGACUCCGAGAGGGUCUCGCAGCAGACUUCGCAACCGACUCCUCCAAGUCGGCACAAAUCCCUCUUCUGCCCCGACAAAGGACCCUUGGUCGUAAUGAGGGAGUCCUCCCAUUCGCAGAGGUCGAAGUCUAAGCAGAAGACGCCACCUGCAGCUAAAGUUCCUAAGCAAGAGAAGCCCCAGGAGUCGGCCCUCGGUGGCCUCGGUAUGACACCUUUCGCCAGCCCUCCUCCGGGUCUUCAAGACUCGAUUAAACGAAUGACCAACGAUGUGACCCCUUCGGGUCAUAAGAGACAUCGCACCACCAGCUCCGGAGAGAGCGAGGUCGCGGUGAAGGUCAAGGUAGACGACAUCCCUUCGGGCUUCGAGCCCAUCAAGAUGUUGGGCAGGGUACCGGAGUUGAUUCAACCUAUCAGGGACAACCCUGCUACCUCCAACGGAAGGGGGUCCUCCGUGGCAAAUGACCUAAAACCCCCGGAACUGAUUAAGCCCUUCGAGCCGGAGCCCAUUACAGCUCAGAGUUGCUCCUCGAGCAUAGUGCAACACCAGCAUCCCCUGACGAAUGGAUUGGAUCAAUCCGUUAAGCAAGAGUGCCCGGACAUUCGAAUAAAGCCGGAGACUCCUGAGAUCAGGAUAAAGCCCGAGUCCCAAGAGGUGCGGAUGAAACAGGAGUCUUCCUGGCCCACGCUGGAGAGCUUCUCUACAGCUCCUGAGAUGAAAAUCGAAUUUCCUGUUAAACCCAAACUGAAGUCCGCGCAAAGUAUCAGUGCUCUCCUACAGGAACCUCUGGCCCCGAUACCCUCGCUUCUUCAAGGCAUGCAGCAGCCGCAACAGUUCAGUCAGCCUCCGCAACAACCCUCACACCAGGAGUCCCAGCAGCAGCUGCAGCAGCAGAUCCAGCAAGAGCAGAGUGUGCAAAUGCAAAUGCAAAUGCAGAUGCAAAUGCAAAUGCAGACGCAGACGCAGAUGCACAUACAGCCUCCACCUUCUUCUAGAGAGCCUACUGUAGCUUCUACGGUGGACAUCAGCGUCUUGUCGGCACCACUCCAAGGAGCAACCGACGCGAUGACUGCUUCGGUAACUACCUCUUCCACGACCGGUGGACCUUCCGCCGAGGAGAAGAAGGCCGACUCGCACCACAAGAGCGAGAAGAAGAAGGAGAAGAAGAAGCACAAGCACAAGGAGAAGGACAAGGAGAAGAACAAGGAGAAGCACAAGCACAAGCAUAAAGACAAGGACAAGGAGAAACACAGAGAGAGGGAGAAGGAGAAGGACAAGGAGAAGGAGAAGGAGGAAGGCGCGCCGGCAGUGCCUAUCAAAAUCACCAUACCAAAGGACAAGUUGAACCUGGCGCCGGAGCCGCUGGCGACGAGUCUGGCGGGCCACGGGGACAAGACCAGUAAAUCGCCCGGGAACCAGAACACCGGCUUGAAGAUCAAGAUACCGAAGGAGAGGUUAAAGGGCACGGACGGGUCGCCGGCGCAGCCGGUCAUGCAGGCACCGCUCAAGAUCAAGAUCCGCACGGACGUCAUCUCGCGGGGCGGUGCGGCGACCGGGGGCACGGGGCUCGAGUUCUCGACGUCGGACAGUAGGAAACGAGAGAGGGAGAGCAGCAGCCCGACGAUGGCCGGGCCGCCGAAUAAAAAGCGGGAGCAGAGCAGCACCGUCGGCCAGCUGCAGCAGCAACUGGCGCAGCAGCAGCAGCAGCAACCGCAGCAGCAGCAACGGCCAGGGGAAAGGCAAAACGGUCGGCAUUAUAGUUCGAACAGCAAUAACAAGGAGAAGCACACGUCGAGCCAUCACAAGAGUUCGAACAAGCUGCCGCAGUCACAUGCAACGUAGUACACAACAGCCAGGACGUAAAUGGAUUUUAGGAGAAUUAUAUCGAGAAUCGCCACUGGUCGAGAACGGUCUCCACUCGGUGACUCCGCCCCGUCCUCGAUCCGGAUGACGCGGAUGACACGUUGACGCGACUCGCCGCGUGGCGGCGCGUCGAUCGCGUCAGUCGCGUCGGUGGUCAACCACAGACGCCGGUAGGUGGCGCCUUACGUUAGCCAAAGUUUAACGUAAACGCGGCCGUAUGUGCAGGUCUUGAAAAUCCAAUAAUAGGCAGCGAGCAGUUUUUCUAAGGCGACUUUCAUGAAACUUCAGCCCAUCGGAAUCGCCAGAGCAAAGUCUGUGAAACAGGCAGAAAUGUAUCAUCGCUCCAUUUCUCUCCCACCCCUGUACUGAAGAUUUUUCGAGGUUUGGCAAAAUCUUCCAGCAUCGCAGCCCCUCGUGGUGGCAGCUUUAGGAAAGAAUUGUAAUUACAGCGAUCGGUUUUCAUUGCUGUUCCUGUUUCCUAAAAUUGUCACCAGGGCGCUGCGACGUGGUAAAUUUCUCUCGAGCGUGAUUCUGAAUGAUCUGAGUAUAAGUGCAAGAGGGACUGAGGGUGACGGUAGUUUUCCUGGAAAUUGAUCGCCUGCACUUUAAAAGUUUCCAGACCUGCACAUACGACCGUGAACGUAACUCUCUUACUUCGCGGCGUAACGCUUUCGAAAUAGAGAAAUAAUAUUCUUACUCAGGUCAAGCUAGAUGCGGUUAGGUCGUAAGGUCGAGAUACGGAAAUCCCCUCCGUCCUCGCUGCGCUGUAUCGACGCCAUGUUGGUUUUCGAUUAUCAGUUUCUUCGAUUCCCUUCUACACUCAACUCGUCCGAUGCCGCCUUCUUUUUCCGUAUUUUCUGUACCCGUUACACAGUUUCAUUAGAAUCUGUGAUCAUCGCGAUCAUUUUAUCUCGAUCCAUGAAGUGCGCCAUAGAAACUGGGUGCGAUUCGCGCCCACGGCCUACUCUCUUCUCAUCCUGGUUUCUUUCGUAUUUCUGCCAUAGACGUAGGAUGUAUAGACUUCGCAGACCAAUUUCACCAUGAAAACUAGAGAAGUAAAAGAGAAAAAGGAAAACAAAGAGGCUGUUAUUCUAACUCCUUUUCUCUCUUUUUAAGAGAAACCACUGAGUUGAAGGUGCCCAACCUUGCCUGAGUCGCGCACAUAAUAUGUAAUAUUAACGAUUGCAGUAAGUGAGGAAUUUUUAUUUCUUUUAUUUUUACAAAGUCAUUCAAAUAUGUGUACGGAAGGCGAAGUCAACCUUGCAUUGCGCUCUCUUGUAUACAGUUUCGUUGUCUCCUAUGCAAUCCACCCUCGAGCACGCGCAAUUGAGUCAUGAAGUAUAUUACUAAAAGUUACGUAAUAAUGUUAAAAAUGUAAGGUCUUUCAAGGCCGCGUUAUUGGCUCUUGAGGGCCGCGGAUUAGACAAUCUUUCUAAGAAUAUCAAGGGAAUUAUUGGAUUUGUAAAUUCGAAACAUCCUACGCCUAUGAUCUCUCUGAAUUGUCUAUUCGUUCGACGGCCGGCAUAUUUUCCAUAAAGGGGAAGCGAACUCCUCUCCAUAACUUGUGUUACUCAACCGCUUGCUUAUAUCGGAACAACGAAGUACACUUUACGAGAAGAAGAAAAGAAAAGAAAAAGGAUCCGUUCUCUUUUAAAGUUUCUCCAUUUCGAGCCUCGAAUGUGACUCCACGUGCAUUAUUACGUUAGAUAUUUCCGCCAGUUCGGCGGGACUUCUUCAUCUAUUUCAAAUUCGCAAUGUGUAUAAUUGUUUUAGGGUCGUAUUGUACAUAUACAUAGAACACUUCGAUUCGUUUAAGGGGAGAAAAAAAGAAAUAAUAAGUGGAGGAAGCAAGACGUUCUCGCCGGAGUGUCUCUUUCGUACAAUGGUUUGGCGAAACUUUCGGAGAAGGAUGCUCGAAAACGUGCGAGAAGCGGUUGGAUAUUAUUCGCGUCGAGUUUUGCUUCGAGAUGUAGCACACGUCGGUGACGGCGUCGAGAGGUUACCGACUCGGUUGGUAACCGCGCCGGUCUGCAAUACCGACGCACCCCUCACGGAAGCGAGCUUGGUCCACCUCUCUCCCUCCCGAGAGAGAGAUAUUUAUUCGCGAAGCUUUCGUCGUGUACAUAGCCCCGUUCCCCCGUUCCCGUUUCAUAUUAAUAAGUAAUUAACCGGAUUAUACUAUCGCCAGUUAGUAUAAAGGACUGUCGAUCGAAAUGAUUAAUAUUAUCAGACUGUAAAUAAAAUUAUUUUGUAUGCCAAAAUAUACCAAAUCGAUGAUAGCGCGACAGUGACGGUCAGGAGCGCUUGCGAAUCGAAACCGGAGGGUCGCUCGCGACGUCUGUAUUCUCUUAACGUCUCAUCGUAUUUUGUUUCUUCUUUUCCAUUUUACCUUCAAUUAUUGCUGGACCAUUCCGGCAGUGAAUACGGUCGCGACGUCCUAUCGAUUGCUCUUAAUUGCCGUUUGAAUGUCGCGGGGAAAUAACCGCGGCGAGCGACCUCUGGUCUUCGCACGUGCGACUAGAACGACUGGCGGGAAAGUUGAACGUUCAGUAUGCCCCGCAAUUAUUGAAGAAUUUAUUCGUUUACGUUCGUUGGCCGCUGAGUUUUACACUGUAAUAAGUCUUACGUCCUUUUAAGACCGUCUCGCAACCUGAAAUGAAAUAAUACUCUUAACAUAUUUUAAUAACAAUCGAAGAUAUAUUUUGUUUCAAUAGGAUUUCGAUCGGUGAGAAAAGUUGCCGUGUGCUAUCUGCGUUUCUUUGAUUAUACGCGGAAUUACUCGGCCACGCGACACCAACUCGAAGCUCGAUUAGAUAGUGAGAUUUAAUUCUAUUUACUUAGAAACAGAACUUGAAUCGUCAUGUAAAUUCGUACACGUUUACCGUUUGAGUCUUAACUCCUGUGCGCAAACUUUGAAAGUCGGCAUGAAAGCGAUAUUUUCAUUGAGACUGAGGUGUAAUUAGGAAAACAUGAUAGAAUCAAAGUUGCUGCAUGGUAAUACAAUAUUUUUGUAUUAAAUAGAUUUCUUUCCUGUAAGUCCAGAUUAUUUGCCGCUAAUUAACGAGGCUAUUUGUCGUGAUGUUACACGUGGAAUUGCUGACUCUUGACAGUGAAAGUAACAUCGUUGGCAAAUCUCACUUUAAGUUGAUUGUGUUUCUUCCUGCCAAAUUUAAUCAGUCACGCGAUAACUGGAAUUUUGACGAGAUAAUCAGGUAAUAAGUCUUUGUCGUUCGUUAGCGUUGGUUUAAUCAUGUACGGCGUGGCAAAGAUUCUACGAAUGUAGAUUCGCAGGGCCAACUGAGCCUCAACUUUUCCACCUGGCAAGCUUAAAAGCCGAAAAUAAUCCUCGAGAACGGUGGCCGGCCACGUAAUACGCGCCACCGCCGUUCGGAGGAGGGAAAAAAUGAAAAGGGACGCUGAGUCGACGAUGUACAUAAUUAAUGUUAAGGAUAAUCAAGAAACGAAGCUCCGACAUAAUUGUAUUCGACCUUUGCGAAUCGUGCAUUUAUAUUUCGCCUACGCGACCUCUAAUCGACGGUUGUAGAUGCGAGGCGGCCCGGCCCGCCGGCGAUUGGUUGCUCCAGGAGAAAGGCGGCCCGCCAUUGGUCGGUCCAACGGAAACAGCCAAUGGCCCGCAUGGGCGGUGUUCCCAACAGCGAAACCGCACGGCAGCGCGGGCCGUUCAAAAAGUCCUUAGCGGUAGGAAAGUACUGACUGUUAACGGGUUCGUUCCCUCUUCCAAUUGGUCGAUCGGCGAGUACGCGUUCUAUUCUCGGUAAGCACGCGCCCUCGCAAGGAAGGCCCUUUGAUAAGGACAGUUCUGACUAACCCUCGGCCAUUAAAAGGGGAGCUGUUAUUUGUGAACUAACAUUAUUCACAUCACCUGCACUGAGAGAAAAGUAUUGUUAACGGCGUUCUCGUGUUCUUUGCAAAUAGGGAUGGUUUUUGGUAUAAAUUCCUUCGAUUCCGUUGGAGCAAAGAGCCUGAAUAAAAAAGUGCAAAAGUUCCA